This is a messenger RNA of Cygnus atratus (black swan), 2866 nucleotides long. RefSeq names its product adrenoceptor alpha 1A (gene ADRA1A). Gene Ontology annotation, molecular function: alpha1-adrenergic receptor activity. The transcript has 3 exons. Gene Ontology annotation, cellular component: membrane. The record is from RefSeq and is a predicted model, not a curated record. Gene Ontology annotation, biological process: regulation of vasoconstriction; positive regulation of cytosolic calcium ion concentration; cell-cell signaling. The coding region runs from base 842 to 2272 and encodes 476 amino acids. Lineage: Eukaryota; Metazoa; Chordata; Aves; Anseriformes; Anatidae.
AGGCAGUGGAUUUGCAGGCAGAGAGUCCCAUCUCUGCGUGAAGAGAGGAGCCUGCUGUGUUGUGCUGUGAAUCUCCUUUCCAGAUGCUCAGAGGAGCUGUGCUGCCUUCUAGAGACUAAGAGGGGGUGAUAAUCUGAAAGGAGCACAACAGCCUACGUCACUCACAUGGCAAACUUCACUCUCCCCUUCAGAGCAAGCCAGAAGCUGAUGUAAACCAACUUCUAUUCGUAGCCCAGGUGCCAACUGCUCCAUGGCAUGCAGAGGCUUUGAGUGACCCUUCAGCCCCUGAGGACCAGUGGUGGCAGGUAUCUCAAAUGACAUUGCCGAGCAGACAGCAGCAGCCUUCACCCUGCCAGGUUUCUGCUAAGGCACUUGUAAAACAGGAUCAGGACUAAUGCAACGCAAUUAAAGCAUCAGUGACUUCCUCUUAGGAGACACCUAAAUUUGAGGCCCUUUGGAAUAUUUAUGUUACUUAAAUAUUGAAUCUUGCCAAGAAGGCAGAAAUGACCUUAACCUGUAAUUCCGCCUGUAAUCCUUCUCAUCACACUACCCUGGGAUGUAGGAGUAAGAGCCUCAGCCUCACUUCUGCACCCCAAGAACAAUGCAAAAGGGGUUAAAUUUGACUGAAAUGGUGGCUAUUAACUGUGCUAGAAUGGUAAGAACUUAGGGAUAAAAGCAGGUUUUCUAUUCUGUUUCUGGAUCCUUCUUGUUGAUCCUGGUGCUGCACUUCCAAGACUUUCUUAAGAACUCUUUUCUCCAGCAAAGCCAGGCAAAUGUCGCCUGUAGGACUUUCUGAGAACUGAUCUCAUCACUCUUUUCACCUGAAAAGGGAGUGAAGUGCAUGCAUGAACACUGUCAGCCACUCACCAUGGUCUUCCUCCCUGGAAACUCAUCUGACUGCUCCAACUGCACCCACUCUGUGGGGCCUGUGAACAUUUCCAAGGCCAUUUUGCUUGGUGUUAUUCUAGGGGGAUUAAUCAUUUUUGGGGUUUUGGGUAAUAUCCUGGUUAUCCUCUCUGUAGCCUGCCACAGACAUCUUCAGAGCGUUACCCACUAUUACAUAAUUAACCUGGCAGUAGCUGACCUCCUCUUGACUUCCACUGUCCUGCCCUUCUCAGCCACUAUGGAGAUUUUGGGCUACUGGGCCUUUGGGAGAAUCUUCUGCAACAUCUGGGCAGCCGUUGAUGUCCUUUGCUGCACUGCUUCCAUUAUGAGCCUCUGUAUCAUCUCGAUAGACAGGUACAUCGGAGUGAGCUACCCGCUGAGAUACCCGAGCAUAGUGACAGAGAAGAGAGGCCUCCUGGCUUUACUGUGCGUUUGGGCACUGUCCCUGGUGAUAUCGAUCGGACCUCUUUUUGGCUGGAAGGAGCCAGCUCCGGAAGACGAGACCAUCUGUCAAAUCACCGAAGAGCCAGGCUACGUGCUGUUCUCUGCCCUAGGCUCCUUCUACCUCCCCCUGACUAUUAUCUUGGUGAUGUACUGCCGCGUGUACGUGGUGGCCAAAAGGGAAAACAAAGGGCUCACCUCUGGUCUGAAGACUGAGAGAUCCCGUUCGGAAGAAGUGACCCUACGGAUCCACCGUAAAAACACUCGCGAAACAAGCGGGUCUGCAUCCAACCCCAAGAGCAAGCACCACUUCUCGGUGCGUCUCCUCAAGUUCUCCCGGGAAAAGAAAGCUGCCAAGACCCUGGGAAUAGUUGUGGGAUGCUUCGUUCUGUGCUGGCUCCCAUUUUUUGUAGUCAUGCCUCUUGGUUCUUUCUUUCCUGCAAUCAAACCCCCGGACACGCUUUUUAAAAUAACAUUUUGGCUUGGAUAUUUAAACAGCUGCAUCAACCCCAUAAUCUAUCCGUGCUCAAGUCAAGAGUUUAAGAAAGCGUUCCAAAACGUCCUGAGAGCGCAGUGCCUCCCAAGGAAGCAUGCAGCAAAGAAGCAAUCCCCAAGUUUCAACCUCAACCAUCCUGCUAGCCAAAGCAUGGAAAGCAGCAAAGGUGUGGUCCGUAUCCCUGUCGGCUCGGGCGAAACCUUCUAUAAGAUCUCCAAGUCUGAUGGGGUCUGCGAAUGGAAGAUAUUCUCUGCCGUGCAAAGCAUGCCUACAAAAAACGCAGUUGCUAAGGACAAGUCCAGCUGCACUGCUGCCAAAGUGAAAAGCAAAGGUUUCCUCCAGGAAUGCUGCUGUGCAGGCACCUCAGGGAACGUGGUCCACGAAAAUUGUAAAGUGCCAACCAUUAAAAUCCAUACCAUCUCCCUCAGCGAAAACGGGGAGGAUGUCUAAAGGACUGAACGUGCCUACUAGCGUAGGCUGGCAAACUUGUGGUUCUGCUGACGGGAGGUUGCUCUUUCUAUUGGAAGUUGCUCUCUUCACUGGGAAGUAGAAGUAGAGGCUAUAACAGCUGAAGGGGGUUGGGUGAAAUGAAUAGAGUACCGUAAAACAGUGCCAAGUCUUUUGAGGAGUGGUGUCUUAGUGCUGGGAGCCUGACCAAAGGCCCUAAAAGACAGUGAACGGCUUCAGUGGAUGGUGAGCACCCUAUGCUCUUCCAUAAGACUGGCCCCUGCAAGUGAUUUGCCUGAUAUUUAAAGGCCUUAUUUUUCACACUAUUCCCUUGUUUUAAAGGCCAACUGCUCUGAUUUAGGCGCAAGGAUGGAGAAAGAGCAAACUACAAAGCUCCCAUACUCAUUUCAGCAUGAAUGCUUUCAGACAGCUCCGAGUCUAGAGCCACCUCUGUGACUUUUUAAUAAUAAAAAGAUAAACAUUGAUUUAACAGCCAGGAGAACUGAGGUCGGGAGGCUCAGGUCUUGGGACAGUGUUUACAGAUCUCUGCUUACUUUUUGUUAAGGGACUGUGGACAAGAAUGCGUUCCUACCGUGU